AUGGACGAGGCUGCGGCAGCGCCCGCAGAGGCCGAGGCCGAGGCUUCGAGCGCCAAAUUAGAGCGCCUGGGACUAGGACCAGAAGUCGUCGCCGUAGCCAAUGCCGGCGACAUCAUCCUCGACGUCACAUUCGAGACGUCCAAGGAGACGCUCCGCAAGUCCAGCAGGGCUUCGGCGUACGCGGCCAAGAAGCCGGCCGGCGCUCCCCAGCCCACGCUCAAGACCAAGGUGCGGGUGGCCUACCGCGUCAGCCAGGCCGCUCUCAAGAAGCACUCCAAGUACUUCAACAACCUGCUGUCCAACGCCUCGUUCCGCGAGGCCGGCCUCAUCGCAGAGGCACACAAGAAGCUCGCAGAGAAGAAGAUCAAGCCGGCAGAGGCUGACGCCGCGGACCUGCCGUGGAUCACCAUCACGGAUGACGACGAAGCCACCAAGGCCGCGGGCCGCGAGCAUGCGUUUGAGGACAUGCUCCGAAUCAUGCACCAAAAGCCGCCCAAGACGGCGAGAGUGGCCCUCCAAGACGCCGCCACGAUUGCUAUUCUCGCGGAUCGCUUCGACUGCAUCACCCUCGUGGCUCGCUCCAUCCUUAAUGGGGUGCGCUGGCCAGCCACGACUACAAAGCCCUAUACUGACGAGAGCGGCCGCAUCACAGACGCCGAGGAGGUCUUGCGGCAGAAGGUCCUCGUUUCCCUGCUCCUUGGCAGCGGCAUGAGGCUGCAUCAAGCGGCGCGAGAGCUCAUUACGAGGGGAUCUCGCCUCUGGAGCGAAUUUCAGGACCGCGAUGAGACUCUGACGGCUGCGUGGUGGCAUUUGCCCGACGGCAUUGAGGAGGAACUGCAGUACCGCAGACAAUGCGUACUGAACACCAUUGCGUCCGCCCAACGCCACUUCCUCGAUUUGUACUGCUCCAAGGACCUUCAAUGCAAGCUGGGCUACGACUCCAGCGUUGCAUGCGACUCCUUUCAGCUGGGCCAGAUGGUUAAAUUUCUAACAUCCAAAAACCUCCUGUACCUCGUGGACUACACCCCGGCGUCCCUAGAGAGGGUGCCCGACGCUGCCACGGUCAACAUCGACGAGCUGCUCGUCACUCUAAAGGGGUGCCCCGGCUACCAGGUUGACAAGAAUCACACCAACUGCGGCCUUCGAACUCGCCUGGAACCCAUCGUCGACUACAUCCGGGCCAUGCUGUCGGCGAGCGGCACGUCCAUUGCGCACGCCGACUGGAAGAAGCGUCGGUCCGAGGUAUCGUGGACGAUGCUCAGAGACGGCCAAGCAACAGGCGACACGGCCGAAGAACCACGAAUGUUUGUAUUCACUCGGUCGGUGGCUAAUGACCAGCGGCUGCGUUACGAGAAUGCCAUGUACACUGAUCGGCUGUCUAAGAGUCUAUUCACGGCCAGUUCGUGGGAUUGGACGCCCGAGGCUUAA
Messenger RNA from Trichoderma reesei QM6a, 1428 nucleotides. RefSeq lists its product as uncharacterized. The transcript is spliced from 2 exons. Bases 1 to 1428 code for a protein of 475 amino acids. Lineage: Eukaryota; Fungi; Ascomycota; Sordariomycetes; Hypocreales; Hypocreaceae. The record is from RefSeq and is a predicted model, not a curated record.